Molecule: messenger RNA, 6854 nt
Organism: Gorilla gorilla gorilla (western lowland gorilla)
Lineage: Eukaryota; Metazoa; Chordata; Mammalia; Primates; Hominidae
Gene: LPAR2
Product: lysophosphatidic acid receptor 2
Exons: 3
Coding region: 1009-2064 (351 amino acids)
Biological process (GO): G protein-coupled receptor signaling pathway
Cellular component (GO): membrane
Molecular function (GO): lysophosphatidic acid receptor activity
Source: RefSeq, a predicted model, not a curated record
GGGUGGGGGUCCCGCGCCGGAAAUAGGGGCGACCGAGGGGCCGCGAGGCGGGGAGGAAACAGGGGGGCUGCGGUUCCGGGCGACACCGCCCCCGACGCGGCCGUGGAGGCGGGGCUCCCCCAGGUGGCGGGGCGGAGCAGGGCUCCCCCAGGUGGUGGGGGCGGGGCGCCGGGGAGACCCCGCCUCCCGCGCCCUCUCAGCAACCCGCACAGGGCGCACCCGGACGCUCCACCGCUCCCGCCGCAGUCGCCGGGCCAUGGGCCUCGAGCCCGCCCCGAACCCCCGCGAGCCCGCCUUGUCUGCGGCGUGACGGGAGGCCCAGUCUAGAGAUGCCUGGAGGCCCGGCCAUCCAUCCCUUCCCCAACCGCUGUCUUUGUCCCGGAGACCGCCAGUGUCCUCCGUCCCACCCGGAACAGCCUAUUGCCCCGCCCGCUUGGGAAGCACUCGCGCCCAAAUCCCGCCGACUAACUUCUGGGGCCGCUUCUCUGUCCACUCCGAUCACCUCCACGCCUCGGCACCGCCCCCUCGCAGGGUUCUAGCAAGUGACUUCACCCUUGUGUGCACACGCUCCCGGGUCUCUGCUCCCUACACUGACUCCGGCACCAAAGUGACCCUCCCUCAUCUCUUCCCGCAGCUCACACCCCUUUGUCUUUCCCUAACCCUCCUCUCCCCACAACCCAAACCGGGUCACACAUUGGCGGCAGGUGGGCUGGGAUUCGACCAUAGAUGGGUUUUGUUUCACUUCUGGUUCAAAAACCUAUUGACUUGGGUGAUGUCUUGCACACAGGUCUUAUUAGUAGGUAAGAAACAGCAGCUCCUCCACCCCCACCCCCAGCCCCAUGGAGCUUGCUUUUUCCAGGCCACCGUAGUCCUCACCACUGCCACUUUGCUUCGAGGCAUCUGAAUUCGAGACCCUUGUCCUUCCUGCGCUGACCCUCCUCUGCAGCUGCCGCCCCUCCCUGUGUCCUUCCAAGAAGUGCCACAUGCACUGAUCUCUUGUGUCCCCAGAUGGUCAUCAUGGGCCAGUGCUACUACAACGAGACCAUCGGCUUCUUCUAUAACAACAGUGGCAAAGAGCUCAGCUCCCACUGGCGGCCCAAGGAUGUGGUCGUGGUGGCACUGGGGCUGACCGUCAGCGUGCUGGUGCUGCUGACCAAUCUGCUGGUCAUAGCAGCCAUCGCCUCCAACCGCCGCUUCCACCAGCCCAUCUACUACCUGCUGGGCAACCUGGCCGCGGCUGACCUCUUCGCAGGCGUGGCCUACCUCUUCCUCAUGUUCCACACUGGUCCCCGCACAGCCCGACUUUCACUUGAGGGCUGGUUCCUGCGGCAGGGCUUGCUGGACACAAGCCUUACUGCGUCGGUGGCCACACUGCUGGCCAUCGCCGUGGAGCGGCACCGCAGUGUGAUGGCCGUGCAGCUGCACAGCCGCCUGCCCCGCGGCCGCGUGGUCAUGCUCAUUGUGGGCGUGUGGGUGGCUGCCCUGGGCCUGGGGCUGCUGCCUGCCCACUCCUGGCACUGCCUCUGUGCCCUGGACCGCUGCUCACGCAUGGCACCCCUGCUCAGCCGCUCCUAUUUGGCCGUCUGGGCUCUGUCGAGCCUGCUUGUCUUCCUGCUCAUGGUGGCUGUCUACACCCGCAUUUUCUUCUACGUGCGGCGGCGAGUGCAGCGCAUGGCAGAGCAUGUCAGCUGCCACCCCCGCUACCGAGAGACCACGCUCAGCCUGGUCAAGACUGUUGUCAUCAUCCUGGGGGCGUUUGUGGUCUGCUGGACACCAGGCCAGGUGGUACUGCUCCUGGAUGGUUUAGGCUGUGAGUCCUGCAAUGUCCUGGCUGUAGAAAAGUACUUCCUACUGUUGGCCGAGGCCAACUCACUGGUCAAUGCUGCUGUGUACUCUUGCCGAGAUGCUGAGAUGCGCCGCACCUUCCGCCGACUUCUCUGCUGCGCAUGCCUCCGCCAGUCCACCCGCGAGUCUGUCCACUAUACAUCCUCUGCCCAGGGAGGUGCCAGCACUCGCAUCAUGCUUCCCGAGAACGGCCACCCACUGAUGGACUCCACCCUUUAGCUACCUUGAACUUCAGCGGUAUGCGGCAAGCAACAAAUCCACAGCCCCUGAUGACUUGUGGGUGCUCCUGGCUCAACCCAACCAACAGGACUGACUGACUGGCAGGACAAGGUCUGGCACGGCACAGCACCACUGCCAGGCCUCCCCAGGCACACCACUCUUCCCAGGGAAUGGGGGCUUCGGGUCAUCUCCCACUGCCUGGGGGAGUCAGAUGGGGUGCAGGAAUCUGGCUCUUCAGCCAUCUCAGGUUUAGGGGAUUUGUAACAGACAUUUUUCUGUUUUCACUGCGUAUCCUUGGUAAGCCCUGUGGACUGGUUCCUGCUGUGUGAUGCUGAGGGUUUUAAGGUGGGGAGAGAUAAGGGCUCUCUUGGGCCAUGCUACCCGGUAUGACUGGGUAAUGAGGACAGACUGUGGACACCCCAUCUACCUGAGUCUGAUUCUUUAGCAGCAGAGACUGAGGGGUGCAGAGUGUGAGCUGGGAAAGGUUUGUGGCUCCUUGCAGCCUCCAGGGGCUGGCCUGUCCCCGAUAGAAUUGAAGCAGUCCACGGGGAGGGGAUGAUACAAGGAGUAAACCUUUCUUUUCACUCUGAGGUCUCCAAAACAUUUGUUGUUAUCAAUUCAGUGUUUCUGUCCCUGUGUCCUGGAAUUGUCUACCCUGGCCCAAGUCCAGAAAGGAUCUUUCAACAUGGUAUCUCCUUGGCCCUGUGCUCGCUCGCUCUUCUUCAGUCUGGCUGGCUGUUAUUCCAUCUCUUUUUUUUUUAGACAGAGUCUCACUUUGUAGCCCAGGCUGGAGAGCAGUAGCACAAUCUCAGCUCGCUGCAACCUCUACUUCCCAGGUUCCAGAUUCUUGUGCCUCAGGAGAAGCUGGGAUUACAGGCGCGUGCCACCACGUCCAGCUAAUCUCUGUAUUUUUAUUUUUAUUAUUUAUUUAUUUGUUUGUUUAUUUUUGAGAGGGAGUCUCUCUCUGUCACCCAGGCUGGAGUGCAGUGGCUUGAUCUCAGCUCACUGCAACUUCUGCCUCCUGGGUUCAAGCGAUUCUCCUGCCUCAGCUUCCCGAGUAGCUGGGUUAUAGGCAUCUGCCACUACACUCGGCUAAUUUUUGUAUUAUAGUAGAGAUGAGGUUUCACCAAUGUUGGCCAGGCUCGUCUCAAACUCCUGACCUUGAAUGAUCCACCCGCCUCAGCUUCCCAAAGUGCUGGGAUUACAGGUGUGAGCUACCGCGUGCCUGAAUAAUCUUUAUAUUUUUAGUAGAGAUGGGGUCCCACCAUGUUAGGCUGGUCUCGAACUCUUGACCUCAAGCGAUCCACCUACCCACCUUGGCCUCCCAAAGUGCUGGGAUUAUAGGCAUGAGCCACCACGCCUGGCCCCUCUCUCUUACUGGGGUCUUGCGUCUGUUUCUCUCUGCUUCUGUUCUUUGUUUCCCCCAUCUGUUGCUCUGCCUCCAUCUCACUGCCUGUCUCCCUGUCUUUCUCUGCAGCUCAGAGUAGUGUCUGGACCCUAUGAGCCCCCUCCCUCCCCACUGCCCUUUUGUUUGAGCCCUGAUGGUUCAAGGUCACGUGCCCAGCCGUUUCUAUCCCAUUCCCCACCACCUGUAUUCACACUUCCAGCCACAGGUUGUGGGGUUCAGGUAGUGGGAUGCAGGAUUUGAGUAUGACCAUUUCUCAAGCUCUUCUGAUGUGCCUGGCAUACUGGUAAACACUUUAGGUGCUUUUUUUUUAAAUUUUUUAUUUUUUUGAGAUGGAGUGUCACUCUGUCCUCCAGGCUGGAGUGUAGUGGUGCAAUCUCGGCUCGCUGCAACCUCCGCCCCCGGGUUUCAAGCGAUUCUCCUGCCUCAGCCUCCCAAGUAGCUAGGAUUACAGGCACCUGCCACCGUGCCCGGCUAAUUUUUGUAUUUUUGUUAGAGAUGGGGUUUCACCAUCUUGGCCAGGCUUAUCUUGAACUCCCAACCUUGUGAUCCACCCACCUCGGCCUCUCAAAGUGCUGGGAUUACAGGCAUGAGCCACUGUGCUGGGCUUUUUUUUUUGAGACGGAGUCUUGCUCUGUUUCCCAGGCUGGACUGCAAUGACGUGAUCUCAGCUCACUGCAACCUCUGCCUCCCAGGUUCAAGUGAUUCUCCUGCAUCAGCCUCCCGGGUAGCUGGGAUUACAGGGAUAUGCCACCACACCCAGCUAAAUUUUUUAUUUUUAGUAGAGAUGGGGUUUCACCAUGUUGGCCAGGCUGGUCUCGAACUCCUGACCUCAGGUGAGCCGCCCGUCUCAGCCUCAAAGUGCUGGGACUACAGGCGUGAGCCGCCAUGCCUGGCCUUUUUUUUUUUUUUUUUGAGACAGAGUCUCACAUGAUCUCAGCUCACUGCAACCUCCGCCCCCUCCAGGUUCAAGCGAUUCUUCUGCCUCAGCCUCCCAAGUAGUUGGGACUACAGGCAUGCACCACCAUGUCUGGCUAAUUUUUUGUAUUUUAAUAGAGAUGGGAUUUCACCAUAUUGGCCAGGCUGGUCUUGAACUCCUGACCUCAUGAUCCGCCUGCUUUGGCCUCCCAAAGUGCUGGGAUCAGUCUUACUGAUUUUUAUGUGAGAACACUGAUUCAGACAGGUUGUGAUCUGGCCCAUGGUAAACACAGCUUGGAGAUGGCACAUACAGGCCCCAAGGGACCAGAGAGGCCCCUAGGAAAGGGACUUCAGAUUCCCACGAAGCCCAGGGUUGGUCCCAAGCUCAGCUGGGCUUUCCCUACCUCACCCCACAGCACCCAACCCAUGAGUGCCAGAUCCAUGAUGAGCCCCCUCUGAGAUGCUCAGGGAGGCCCCCUCCAAGGCACAGUAUGUGCCAGGAUGUCAUUCUCUGCUCCCACCUCACCAGUGAGGAGGUGGGGUUAUGUCCCUACUUUUGAAUCCCAUGCUGAAUAACAGCUAGAAUUUGAACCCAGGUCACUCAGAGAUGUGAACCACCAUGCCCAGCCACCUGUGCCAAAUUCUUAAACCACUGAAAUAUGCAUUGUCAAAGAACCCAAAACUCCCAGGUCCUUCUAUAUUAAAUGGCCCUGGCCGAGCACCUUGAGUGCCAAGGCUGCCAACUAAUUUCUAUGCAGUAGAGACCCCUGAUGACCUCCAAAUGGCAACAGUGGGACAGGUGAGGUGGCUCAUACCUGUAAUCCCAGCACUUUGGGCGGCCGAGGCAGGCAGAUCACCUGAGGUCAGAAGUUUGAAACGAGCCUGGCCAACAUGGUGAAACCUCAUUUCUACUAAAAAUGCAAAAAUUAGCCGGGCGUGGUGGUGGGUGCCUGUAAGCUACUCAGGAGGAGGCUAAGGCAGGAGAAGCGCUUGAACCCAGGAGGUGGAGGUUGCAGUGAGCCAAGGUCACGCCACUACACUCCAGCCUGGGCAACAGAGUAAGAUUUCUGUCUAAAAAAAAAAAAAAAAAAAAAGGCAACUCUGUCUCAGGCGCUCUGAGCUGGCUGUUCACAUCAGCUCCUCCAGGUUUUAACCUGCACCCCGUGGGUCUCCUUCGAGACCAUUUCCUCUUGUCUAUCUCCCGUCUCCACCAAGUGGCUUCAAAUUUUUGUCUCUGCUGGUCCCUGAAGCUUUCAGUGCCCACCCCUCCAAGUUCUCUGAAGGAUACUACUUUGUUGGGGUUGGGGGCAGGUUUUGCUCUCUCACCCAGGCUGGAGUGCAGUGGCACAAACACAGCUCACUGUAGCCUCGACCUCCUGAGCCCAACUUAUCCUCCCGCCUCAGCCUCCCAAGUAGCUGGGACCAUGACCAGCUAAUUUAGCUAUUUUUUUAAUUUUUAUUUUUGUAGAGAUGGGGUCUCACUAUGUUCCCCAGACUGGUCUUGAACUCCUGGGCUCAAGUAAUCUCCCACCUCAGACUCCCAAAGUGUUGGGAUCACAGGUGUCAGCCACUGCACCCAGCCUGAAGGCCACUACUGUUCAGGCCUCCUGGGCAGUGCUGUGCUUGUGGGUGACCUUUUGAACAGGCACUGGUCUCCGUGGCUCCCAUGCAAUCUAUUACUUUCUGUCAUUGGAGCCAAGUGUCGGUUUCCUUCAUCAGAGAGCUUUCCCUGUUGUCCAGACACUCGGUCAAUGUCUUUCAUUUUCACUCCCUGCCGUCCCCUUUGGAGUCUCCCGACGCUCUCCAAUCCAGCCAUACCAGAUGGUGUUUGAAUUUCCUCCCCAGCAGCAAUGGAGAGAACAUGGGCCCCACCCUGGAAGGGCUCCCAGCCAGCAGGCUGAGGACAUUUUACUGAGCCCACAUCUGGAGACUGUCCUCAUAGCAAAUAGGCUCCAGGAGGUUCUGUGACUAUGGAGAAGAGAUUCAUGUCCAGUCCAUUACUUUUUUUUUUUUUUUGAGACCUAGUCUCCGUCAACCAGGCUGCAGUGCAGUGGUGCAAUCAUGGCUCACUGCAGCCUCAGAUUCCCGGGCCCAAGUGAUCCUCCCACUUCAGCCUCUCAAGUCCCAAAGAGCUGGGACCACAGGCGUGCACCACCACGGGGUCUCACUAUGUUGCCCAAGCUGGUCUCAAACUCCCGUGCUCAAGUGAUCCUCCCGCCUCUGCCGCCCAAAGUGCUAGGAUUACAGGCAUGAGCCACCGCCCAGUUCCUUUUCUUGUGCACUAGGAGCCUUCGAUGCUGUGUCCUAAGGGCUAGAAACAAAGAUGUGAGGAUUCGCUCUGAUUUGGGGUACACUGCAGGGGAGUCUCUCAGUAAACAUCCUUCGUUCAUUCGGUAACCACGUGGUAGCAUUUUCUAUGCCCAGAACUGUAAUCUGCGAAGAUGAAUAAACAAGCGAGGUCACUCUU